UGUUCCUAUGAGCCCUCUGAUUGCCUGCGAUGUAUGCCCCUGGUCGGCCGCCGGAAAUGAGACAUGUGCACAAAUGUGACCACACGUUACCCCUGGUCGAAUUUCCUUUCUGCCAGCUUGUUCUUUCCCACCCUCGAUUAUUGUACCGUGUGGACACGAUUCCUUAAGUUCUGGCCACUUGCACAUUUUCUGCUUUCUUUGUUCAGCAGAUUCUUCUUGAAAACGAUGCUCACACUUUGGAUUGCAAUCCCACUGAGUUUGAUUACUCUUGUUGCUGCAGGCGCUCGACGUAGACCCCCAGCUGAUAACUCCAACUGCGUCUCGCUUGUCAUCGAAGAGGCACGCUUUAUCAGUGUGAAUGACACCAUUGGCGAAUGGACGUGCAAACAAGGUGAACUUUGCCAGGCGCCCUACGCUGAGAACGCCUACUCUCUCUCGAAGACGAAUUUCGCAUGGGACAAGUAUAACUCGGCUCCAGACCCAUGCGCCGUAGACGGUAUGCCUCUAGUGUCAUAUAAGACAUGCUAAUGCUCCAGGUGCUUGCGCAAUUCACACGAACUACACUCUUGGAGAGCUGUGCUCAAUCUAUGGUUGUUGCUGUCGUGACAUC
This is a messenger RNA of Protomyces lactucae-debilis, 610 nucleotides long. RefSeq lists its product as uncharacterized. The record is from RefSeq and is a predicted model, not a curated record. Bases 64 to 528 code for a protein of 154 amino acids. The transcript has a single exon. Lineage: Eukaryota; Fungi; Ascomycota; Taphrinomycetes; Taphrinales; Protomycetaceae.